Molecule: messenger RNA, 2564 nt
Organism: Myxocyprinus asiaticus (Chinese sucker)
Lineage: Eukaryota; Metazoa; Chordata; Actinopteri; Cypriniformes; Catostomidae
Product: heterochromatin protein 1-binding protein 3-like
Exons: 12
Coding region: 113-1741 (542 amino acids)
Biological process (GO): heterochromatin organization; nucleosome assembly
Cellular component (GO): nucleosome; nucleus; chromosome
Molecular function (GO): DNA binding; nucleosome binding
Source: RefSeq, a predicted model, not a curated record
CGUCAAUAAGUGUACUAUAAGAGGGGGGAAGGGCCGCGUAAACAGAGAAUUCCAAAAAGGAAGAGUGUUUUUUUUUUUCAACCGAUACUGCAAGUACAUCAAGGUUCGAAUCAUGCCCAUUCGCCGAGCUGCUGCAGCUCCACCCAAAGAAGAGGCACCCCCAGCUAAUGCCCCAGAGGCAGAUGCUACAGCUGAAGGUUCUGCCCCUAAGAAAGAUAAAGAGCCAGUGUCUGUUGAACCUAAAUUAAAAAAGGAGGAGUCAGCGGCAGAUGAAAGGGAGGAGCCGGCUGCUGAUGGAGAGGAGCAGGCCAAAAAUGGUGGAGAGACACCUGAUGAGGGGAAUUCUGAGGAAGCAGGGACUGAACAAGGGAAGAGCAAGAAGAAAAAGGCCAAGGAUGUUGGCGCAAAAAUUGACAAGGAUGGAGAUGACAAAGGAAAAAAAGCAAAAAAGAAGAUUCCUUCCUGGGCGGCCAUCUCCUGCAACAGAUUCGCCGCAACUUCGCUUUCCCAGCCCAAAGUUGAAAAAAUCAUCAUAGAAGCGAUUGAGAGUUGCAAAGAGCGGGGUGGUGUCUCUGCCUUCACCAUUAUCAAAUACGUGGAAAAGAAGUAUCCAUCUGUGGAAAUGGACAAAAAGACCAAAAAUCUCUAUAAGAAGGCCAUGAAACGAAUGGUCGAGAAGGGUGCAGUCAAACAGCUGAAAGGCAAAGGCUUCUCUGGAAGUUUCGCAAUUGGAAAGAAGUCAGCAGUGACUGCAGAGACGAAGGAGAACCUGGGAGACUCUCUGCCUCUGAUCAUCACUCGCCUUUGCGAACCAAAGGAGGCCUCGUACAUCCUCAUCAAGAAAUACCUAGAGCAACACUUCCCUCAACUCAACGUGGAGAACAGGCCUGACAUUUUGAAGAACUGCCUGCAGAGAUCAGUGGAAAAGGGCUACCUGGAGCAGAUCACUGGCAAAGGAGCCUCUGGCACCUUCCAACUGAAGAAAGCUGGAAACAAGGUGCUCAUGGGCGGCGGACUGCUGGACGACGCUGUAGUGGCCGCCAUCACGGCCAUGAACGAACCUAAGACCUGCAGCAUCACCACACUACGCAAGUUCCUGAUGGAGAAUCAGAAGGAGCCGACUGUUUAUUUAAUUGUGGCCAACAUGAAGAGGACCUUGCAGAAGUGUAAAAUGAUGGGAUGGAUGGAGCAGAUUUCUGGUCAUGGACUCAAUGGCUCCUACCAGCUUAGCUAUCCAUAUUACCCAAGCCCAGCGGUUCUGUUUCCAGAGAUGAUGGAAAAAUUCAAACAGAAGGAGGAACAGAAGCUCAAACGCAAGAAGAAAAGUGACGAUUUGUCUGAGGAAGAAUCCCAAGAGGAGUCGGAGGAAGAAUCUGAAGAGGAAGAAUUGGAUGAUGAGCCUCCUCGAAAAAAGAGGAACCAGCGCUCUGCGCCUAGAGCUCGACAAAAUGAAAGGGCUACAACAAACAGCAGAAAACCUGCUGUAGCAAAGAGAUCAGUUGCACCAGCCAAGAAACCCGCUCGAUCAGCCAAGAGACCUGCAGCCGCUGCGAAAAAAGCACCUGAACCUAAAGCCACACCAGUCAAGAAAGCUGCCCCAACCAGCAAACCUAAAACGCCUAUAGCCAAAAAGAUGACAAACAGGGGGUCCAAACGGCCGGCACCCAAGGCAGCUAAGAAGGAGGAAUCUACAGUGAAGACUAAACCUGUUGCCCUCAAAUCACUGCGAGCCCGGAAAUGAGUCCACGAUUAUUCAAAUGAUCAACUGUAUCUCUCCAGACUGCAGUACUGGCUAUUUUCUCCUAUUAUUUGUUUAGAAACUUCCUCGUUUUCCUGGUCUUGGAGCUUUGAUGAAGAUUUAUCGACCUCUUCAAAGUUAUUCUGCUGUUUUCCACUACAGACAUUAUCUGUUCAAUAUUCUUAAAUUACAGUUAAAGGUGUAGAGUGUAGAUGCUGUUUGUGUUGUUUAAGAUGCUCAUUCAUGUCACCAUUAUGAGGAGCUGUCUCUGUCUCAGUUGUGCACCAAUGAAAAAAAUAUACUUUUUUAAAGUUCUUGUAGUCAGCCUUUCUAGAGAAGCGAGCAUUUCAGUUGUUUGGUCCACCCUUUCUUUAACAUUUUGAGUCUAAUCAGUGUUCAAGAAAAAACGAUUUGUUAGUAUUGACAAUUAAUAAUUAAUUGUUUUGUGAAAUUAGGUCUUUAGCUACUGUUAUUCCUUCGUGUAAGUCAUUUUGAAGAACAAUUAUUGAUGACUAACUUUUCAAGUCUACCUGAACACAAAAAAGUUCAGAUCUGAUGAAUUUUGAAUCAUUAAAUAAACUCUGGCGUCCAUAUCCAUGACUGUAAUUUUGUUAUAUUUAGAAAAUGAAGGAGAAUGUAAUUUGAAAAAAUGUUCUAAGCAAAUGUUUUAAACAUUCACAGCACUAUUAACCUGGUCAUACUCUUGUGUGUUAGUUUAUCAGGGGAGUUAGAUGUAAUUUUAUGAGCACUGCUCACCUUACCCUGCAUGCAUGUAUCUGAUAUACUUUUCUGUAGUCCUUAAUAAAGUGACUAUAUUUGUACUUCA